Pimephales promelas (fathead minnow) is the source of this 3264-nucleotide messenger RNA. Its product is annotated as myelin-associated glycoprotein. NCBI's taxonomy places the organism in Eukaryota, Metazoa, Chordata, Actinopteri, Cypriniformes, Leuciscidae. The record is from RefSeq and is a predicted model, not a curated record.
UUAGCCAACUAUGGUCGCUAUGGUUUUUUUAUCCUUUAUAUCUUUCCAUUGUGAUGUCCAGAAACUUUUUUACUGGUAGUGUUAGUGUAUAUAUAUAGCCUACAGUUUAAAACUUUAAGACUCUUCUAUAGUGAUGUGUAGAGCUCAGGCCAUCUUUCAGAAGUCUUUUAUAUAGGAAGUACAAAAAAGCAAUUGAAGGCGUUACUCAGCCUAAUAUAGCAGCGAGGAAGCUCUCAAACACACAAGAACACCAGUCGUCUUCUGAUGAAUUUAGGCACUUUUUGAGGGCACGACAUUAAGUGCUGAACUUUGAUGCAGAAAUGGUUUUCUGUUGCUGUUUAUUGUCACUCUUUCUCUGGCUCAGAGUGUCACCUACGUAUGCUAACGGAUGGAACAAUGUUGUACCUAAAUCAGUGGUGGGUUUGUCUGGCUCAUGUGUGGAGAUUCCCUGUACGUUCAGCUACCCAGCAAAUGGAAAGACAAACACAAGAUUUACAGGAAUCUGGUACACAGAUAAUUAUGAGUCAACGGUAUUCCAUACAGAUACCUCAAAAAUCAGUCAGGCAUUCAAAGGACGCACGAGCCUCACUGGUGAUUUGCACCUAAACACAUGUUCUUUGAGAAUCAGCUCUCUGCGUAACAGUGACACUGGGCCUUUCUUUUUCCGGAUUGAGAUUGAAAAUUUAGACAAGUAUACCUAUUCGGCGAAUAAAGUUUCUAUAACAGUGAAAGGGUCACCAGAAAAACCUACCGUCUCUGUGAAAGAUGAGGUGACAUCAGGGGAUUCGGUGACUGCUACCUGCACUGUGUUACAUUCCUGUCCGUCAGACCUGCCUCGUGUCACCUGGAGCCAUGUUGGCAGUCACUCGAGUCUAUCACAGCCGCAAAGUCACGAUCAAUGGAAGGUUGAAUCUUACAACCUUACCUUCACUCCUUCUAGCAAAGACCACGAUAAAAACCUCAGCUGUUCUGCCGAGUUUAGAGGGAAGACAGUGACAGGCUACAAAAGGCUCAAAGUUAAAUAUCCUCCAUAUGAUGUAAAAGUGGUGACUAAACUCCCACUGAAGGAGAAUGACUCUGCAGAACUGACCUGCUCCAGUAACAGCAACCCUCCUGCGAACAGCUACCAGUGGUUCAGCUUAAAUGGGACAUUGCUAGGAAAUGGAACCACUUAUAACCUGGAGAAUGUGUCUCGUCACACUGAGGCUAUUUCCUGUACAGCCAUUAACACAGUGGGAAGAAACAGCUCUGGUCCUCAGAAAAUGAAUGUGCUGUAUCCUCCAUAUGAUGUUAAAGUGGUGACUAAAUCCUCAGUGAGGGAGAAUGACUCUGCAGAACUGACCUGCUCCAGUGACAGCAACCCUCCUGCGAACAACUACCAGUGGUUCAGCUUAAAUGGGACGUUGCUAGGAAAUGGAACCACUUAUAAACUGGAGAAAGUGUCUCGUCAUACUGAGUCUAUUUCCUGUACAGCCAUUAACCCAUUUGGAAAAAACAGUUCUAGUCCAAGGAAACUUAAUAUUUUAUAUCCUCCUGAAAUUAAAAGCGAAUCAUCUUGCCAGGGUGGUAUUUUGACAGUCUGUGUCUGUAUUGUGGACUCCAACCCUCCCAGCGAAGUCAAGUGGUUUGAUCAAGAUUUCUCGAAAACCUUCCCCAGCUCCAACAUCAAACAAAAUGAGUAUCGUACCAUAAUCACAAUGCAAAACUGGCAGGGUUUACCAGAGAAUGUCAGUUGCUUUGCCAACAACAGUUUGGGAAACUCUUCUAUCACUUUGGCAGCUCCUCUAAAUGGCAUAACAAUAUACAUUGCUGUUGGAUCAACUAUUUUAGUUGUUUUUGUUGGUGUUUUGGUGUAUGUUGUGAAAAGACACCGUGGGAACAGAGCUACGCAGCAGCCUGUAAUGAAGAAUGAAAUGAAGACAAUCCCAGAGAGUAAAGAAGAGAAAGGCUUUGAUGAAGAUAUUUACACAAACUGCCCAGACGGUGGUGAUUAUGACAACUGUCGUUAUGUGGGAACAUUGUCAUGCAACAGCGCCUUGGAAGAUGAAUCAAUCUAUGCUAACGCUUGACGGAACAUGCUGCCCUACCAGAAUUAACAUAGGCUGGGAAAGACCAAAAAAGGCAAACACAUCUGUUGACUUGUUAUGUGCUGGAAAUUUUCAAUGCUAAAAAAGGUCAUGCAACUGAACAAAAAAAAAAAAAAAAAAAAAAAAAACUUGCUAUGUGUUAAGAUCAUAGGCCUAUAUUUGAAAGCUUUUAAGAAUGUAAUGUAGGCUAUAACGUGUUUGUGCAUAGAGUUUCAAUUUAGUUUAAGUGUCAUCAAACUAAAAAAAAAAAACAAGAAUUACAGUAGUAAAAUUUUUGAAAUGCCUGUAAACUAAAAAAAUACAGUAAGAACAAGUUAAUACUGCAUUAAUAUAUUCAUGUUCAGUAGUAUUGGAUGGCUUGAAUGUUAAACCAAUUCCUCAUACUGUGCAAUCUGCAAUAAGCUGACUAUGUUAGAAAUUUGCUUUUAUGUUCAAUUCUAUCCACUGUGACGCUUUCAUUCAUUUACUUUUCCAAGUAAAAAUAAGGCAUUUUCAAGGAAAGGCUAAAUUGGGGACUAGUGUGUUUGUGAAAUGAGUUUAACAGCAGUUUAACAUCACGUUCCCCAAUUCUACACCAACUAGCACAGACUAUGUUGUUCCCAAUUGAACAUUUCUGUAAAAAAAAAAAAAAAAGAGGUUUCAUUUCCUUUUCUUAUUGAUAACAAAACGAAACACUUAUAAACACUGUUCUUGUGAAAUGAAAGUUAAAGAAUAAAAGUUCCAAAGGUUGUUUGUAUCUUGUUUGACAGGAAAAGUGUAGUUUCAUGAAAGGGUGUUUGUUGGUGUGUUCUUUAGCUAACAGCACGCAAUAUGACCACAUGUAGUGGGACAUCUCACCUUCCGAUAAAAUGUAUAUAUUUCACAUAUUUGCAAUAUUUGGAGGGGACUUAUGUGUUAAAGUUGUUGUUAAAUGUCAGCUUAAUACUGUCAUGUAUUCUCUGUGUCUGGGUACACAGACUUUUAUUUUGAUAUCAUUUUGUCUUACUUUGCCUGUGUUCAGUACAGGUGUUUUUGUUGCCAUCGUCGUUCAUCAUUGAUUAGAGUCUCACCUGUCCCUCAUUAUCAGUGUGUAUAUAUACCAUCAGUUAGCUUCUGUAAUGUUGCUACCUGAAUCUUACUUGAUUGUAUGCUGGAUCAUCUCUGUUUGUUUCUUUUCAAUUAAAUAAUCUUAACUGAA